Dioscorea cayenensis subsp. rotundata (Guinea yam) is the source of this 1641-nucleotide messenger RNA. RefSeq names its product ADP-ribosylation factor GTPase-activating protein AGD5. NCBI's taxonomy places the organism in Eukaryota, Viridiplantae, Streptophyta, Magnoliopsida, Dioscoreales, Dioscoreaceae. The transcript has 11 exons. Gene Ontology annotation, molecular function: GTPase activator activity. The record is from RefSeq and is a predicted model, not a curated record. The coding region runs from base 168 to 1535 and encodes 455 amino acids.
AAAAAAAAUCAAAAGAGGGAAAGGUUUUGUUCGGGCUCAUAGCUUUACAUAGAUCGCUGCGUUUCGUAACUUAAUUCAAGAGCGCGGAGUGGGGGCGGGAGGGAGGAUCACAUCCUUUUUGGUUUCUUGUUUCUCUGUCCUCUCUCCGAAUUCAUCGAGGCGCCGUCAUGAACGAGAAGGCCUCCAUCUCCAAAGAGCUCAAUGCCCAGCAUAAAAAGAUACUGGAGGGUCUUCUUAAAUUGCCAGAGAAUAGGGAAUGUGCUGAUUGCAAUGCCAAAGGUCCUCGAUGGGCGAGUGUAAAUUUGGGAAUCUUUAUUUGCAUGGAGUGUUCUGGGAUCCAUAGAAGUUUGGGAGUACACAUAUCAAAGGUAAGAUCUGCGACACUUGACACUUGGCUUCCGGAGCAAGUUGCCUUUAUUCAAUCAAUGGGGAAUGAAAAGGCAAAUAGGUACUGGGAAGCUGAACUACCUCCAAAUUAUGGCAGAGUUGGAAUUGAGAAUUUUAUUCGUGCAAAAUAUGAAGACAAAAGAUGGGUACCCAGGGAUACUACCCUAAGGCCAGGUUCAAAUCCACGUGGAGAAAAGAGGCCUGAGUCUUGGCAGGGAUCUGGUGAUAGAAAUGGAAAUGAUUUAAACAGCAAUGUAAAAUAUUCUGAGGAACAGAGCAAGCUUCCUUCUCAUGCUGCAAAGAGAACUGUUUCCGUCCCACAUAAAGGUCCACACCAGGUUUCCUCCCUAUCAAGGACACAGCCGGCCUUGCCCAAGGCUGAUUCUCCACAAUCUCCAGAGAUAGUUCCUGCUAAAAUUGAUGUUCUUUCUGUUAAAAUUGAUGGUCAACCUACCACAGUUGAUACUCCACCUGCAGCAACUCCAAAAGUAGAUUAUCCAACUGAUUUGUUUAAUAUGCUUUCCUUGGAUGAUGCUACUGAAAAUGGAUCAGGAUCAUCUCAGAAUGACGAUGGCGCAUGGGCAGGAUUCCAAUCUGCAGCUGCUGAAAUUACUCCAACUACAGAUGGAAACAAUAGUGCAAACCAAGACAAAAAUAAAGUCCAGCCUGCUCAAGGAAUUGAAGAUUUAUUUAAAGCUUCACCGCCAUUGACACAGCCUCUGGCUCCAAUGAAAUCUCAGGCUGCUGUCAAGAAUGAUAUUAUGAGCCUCUUUGAAAAGUCCAAUAUGGUGUCACCCUAUUCCCUUCAUCAACAGCAACUCGCACUCCUUUCCCAACAACAGGCUUUUCUCAUGGCCGCAACAAAAUCUGCUAGUACACCUUUGACCACUGUUCUUCGUGCCCCUAAUAGUGAUCUCUCAGCUCAAAGAUGGGGAAAUAUUGGUUAUCAAAUUCCAACAUUGACAUCAAUAGUUGGGCAAACAGCCAUCAACAAUGCCAAUCAGUUUGGAAACAUUCAGCCGCCAAGUCUUGUUGGAAAUAAUGGGUCUACUUCUACAACCAACAUGUACUCAUCCCCUGCAUCAUCUGCCGCCCCCAAAGAUUAUGACUUCUCAUCAUUAACUCAAGGGAUGUUCUCAAAACAUUGAACAUUUUUGGUGCGGUAGCCACAGCAAUCACAUCACCUAAAACUGAUGGUCGAUACAUAUAAAAAUAUAUCAAUUGAUAUUUUCCUGCACAUUUAAAUUCUUUUCA